AUGUCCGAAUUAACCACUACCAAACCUUAUGAUGACAUGAACAAGGAAGAGCAGGAUGCGCAUGAUGCCAAUGAGAGAGAAAGGGAGAAAGCCGAGCAAGCUGCUCUCCCAUAUCAGUGGACUCAGGAUCUCAACACUGUGACUGUAACAGUACCUUUGCCUAAAGGUACCAGAGGGAAGGAUCUCAAUGUGGUAAUGGGGAAGAAAAAGCUCAAGGUUCAACUGAAAUCAUCCAGUGAACCUAUAUUGGAAGGUGAAUUAUUCAACGAUAUAAUCUCAGAUGACUCUUCUUGGACAAUAGACGACAGCACCCUUAAUGUCGAGUUGGAGAAGUUAUCAGCACAUAUAGCCUCACAUCAAUGGUGGCCACAUGUCCUAACCCAUCAUCCCAAAAUCGACACUACUAAGAUAGUUCCUGAGAAUUCCAAAUUAGAAGAUUUGGACGGGGAAACAAGAGGGAUGGUAGAGAAAAUGAUGUUUGAUAACAGACAAAAAGCAAUGGGUAAACCUACUUCUGAUGAAUUGAAAAAACAGGAGAUGUUGGAAAAAUUCAAAAAAGCUCAUCCCGAAAUGGAUUUUAGUAAUUUGUCAAACGCACAUAUCUCAGUACUGAAUGAUCAAGUCUCGUCAUUACACCUCUUCGUUAGUAUUUAUUACUUGAUACUGAAAAAUAAUUCAGGAAUGACAAUCUACCUUGAAAAAGCAAUACUGGAACCGACAGUGAUAGUAGCAGUAGUGUUUAUCUUCCUGUUCUUCUCCGGUGAUAUAGGCUCGAAAUCAUCUUCCAAACCUAGGGAAACACGAGACUCACCUGAAAGAAGAAGUAGACCUGAGAAUCCCACACAUGAAAGUAAGAGAAGUGAUGGAUCGCCAAAUAAGAAAGAUGGUGAUGAUGAAUCCAAAAAAGGAAAUCCCCAGUCAAAAGAUCCGUCUUCACAAUCAGAGACGGCGCUCACUUCCCAGACUCCCAUCACACCUUUUACUUCGACAACAAAUGAUCCUUCCUCAGCUACCACGAAUGAACCGACUGCAACUUCAGCGGACUCGGAUGAUCGGAAAACAGGAUAUACAACUGAUGCAAGUUUCCAGUUGUCCGAUAAAGUGAAUUUGACACUUAAUAACCAUGAUGGUCGUCCGGUAAAAAUCACUUACAAGGGUGGUUCAUGA
Messenger RNA from Kwoniella shivajii, 1167 nucleotides. RefSeq lists its product as uncharacterized. The coding region runs from base 1 to 1167 and encodes 388 amino acids. Gene Ontology annotation, biological process: protein folding. The transcript is spliced from 6 exons. Gene Ontology annotation, cellular component: cytoplasm. Lineage: Eukaryota; Fungi; Basidiomycota; Tremellomycetes; Tremellales; Cryptococcaceae. The record is from RefSeq and is a predicted model, not a curated record.